Molecule: messenger RNA, 1401 nt
Organism: Trypanosoma theileri
Lineage: Eukaryota; Euglenozoa; Kinetoplastea; Trypanosomatida; Trypanosomatidae
Product: mitochondrial processing peptidase alpha subunit
Exons: 1
Coding region: 1-1401 (466 amino acids)
Cellular component (GO): mitochondrion
Molecular function (GO): metal ion binding
Source: RefSeq, a predicted model, not a curated record
AUGUUUCGCCGUACACAACACCGUGCCAUCUCCCAAUAUAAAUUUGGACAACCGUCUUUGACACAAGCCUUUGGCCCAAUCCCACGUGAACGUCAAGAAGCCAAAAUGGGAAAACUCACGACAACGAAACUCACAAAUGGCGUCCGCGUGGUAUCGCAGGACUUGGAUGGCGCUCACAGUGUAUUUGGUGUUUACGUGGAUGCGGGGCCAAAGUAUGAUCCACUGGGUUGUCCUGGUUUAAGUCAUGUGAUGCGUUAUGCUAUUCAAACCUCCAAUAUGGACAGUUCACUCUUUCAGGUGGAUCGCACAAUGCGGGCGACGGGAACGGCUUAUGGCCAUGGUGAGAUUAACAAACGGUAUAUUCACUGGAAGGCAGAGGGACGUCGGGAUAUGUGGGAAAAGCCAUUUUCCAUGAUUGCUACUGGCGUGGUGGCUCCUCGUUUUCAUGAAAGUGAUGUGGAGCGUUUCCGUGAUACGAUGGAUAAUCAACGUGAGGAAUUACGUUGGCAACAUCCACGUGAAUACUGUGUGGAUGCAUUGGAGACGGUGGCUUUCUUUAAAGAACCACUCGGUGCUCCUCGCAUGGUCCCAGCCGCAUCAAAUGAUCGUUGUAAUCAAAAGGCACUUGUAGAUCACUGGGCCACGUACUUUCAUCCAAAGAACGUCACUGUGGCGGCUGUGAAUAUUCCACAUGAUGCUUUAAUAGCCGCAUAUGAAUCACUCCCAUUUCCACACUCAGCAGAGGCACCACAUCAUGCGAAGUGUCAACCACCCAAAUUCUCACACGCGAAUGAAUCUACACAAUUCUAUCCUGGAAAACAGGAAGUGGCCUUUGAGGAUCGUGCCAAGGCAAUGGGUACAGUUCCAGACAUGGAUGAAGAAGUGAUUGCCGCUAUUGGAGCCCCAACCUUUGGAGCUGAAGAUAAUGUGAAGAAGUACGCCACUGCACUUGUGGCCCGUGAAGUCUAUCAAUCGGCAAUAGAUCAGGCCAUGCCACUCGCCUGUAGUGCCAGUUACGGUGUGCAGACCUUCUACCGCCCUUAUGCCUCUACGGGUCUGAUGGGCGUCACCCUGCGGGGAGCCCCAAAGGAGAUCUCGACACUCUUAGAAACCGCAACAGGCUGUUUCCCAAAAAGUGUCUCCAGUGAGGCCGCAGCGGCUGGACGUGCACGUGCGAAGAUGGCAUUUGCACGCAGUCAUCUUGAUAUGCUUCGUGACUACUGUGAUUUUAUUGCUACUUCCCCAGUGGAGGCCGCACAGGUGAUGGAAGCUAUUAAUGGAGUCACGCAAAGUGAAGUGGAGGCGGCAUUAACAGCGGCGAGCUCAGUGGCUCCCGCAGUGUUUGUUACGGGUUCUACAUUUACAUUUCCAAAGGUCGCUAGUCUUAAGAAGGUGAAGUAA